Motacilla alba alba is the source of this 2159-nucleotide messenger RNA. It is a transcript of the gene PRICKLE4, whose product is annotated as prickle planar cell polarity protein 4. Lineage: Eukaryota; Metazoa; Chordata; Aves; Passeriformes; Motacillidae. The record is from RefSeq and is a predicted model, not a curated record. Bases 213 to 1745 code for a protein of 510 amino acids. The transcript has 8 exons. Gene Ontology annotation, molecular function: zinc ion binding.
AAAGAAAGAAAGAAAGAAAAAAAAAAAUACUGUUUCCCCUGACCGAGCUUGGAUGUUUUCCUUUCGCUUUGCGGAGUUUUCCCAGCCCAGGCUCCGUUCCCUGGCGUCCUCCGGAGCAGGGCGGGACGGCGGCGGCCGGCGCGGGGCUGGAGCGGGCGGCAGAGCCCGGAGCGGCGGAGCGCGGGGCCCGGAGCGCCGGGAAAGGGCAGCUCAUGUCCCUGCCCAGCCCUGCAUGGCCCCGGCGGGACGAGCCCUCCCCCUGCGGCACCCCCGGGGGCCUCCCCCCGGCCUCGUCCGACAGCGACUCCGGCUGUGCCCUGGAGGAGUACCUGGAGCCCUCCGCGGAGCCCGCACCCCCCGAGGUGCCGCCGCGCUUCGCGCCCCGCUCGCCGCCGCCGGGCUCUGCCUGUGACCGCACGCGGCUCCGCGCCAGAGCGCUCCUGCAGCAGCUGCCUCCCCAGGACUGCGAUGAGCGCUACUGCCCCGGCCUCGCCGAGGAGGAGCGGCGCCAGCUCCGCGCCUUCAGCGCCCGCCGCAGACAGGAGGCUCUGGGACAGGGCCUGGCGUGCCCCGUGCCGGGUCCCUGCCACGGCUGUCCCUGUAGGAAGUGCGGCCGGAGGCUGAACAAAGGCGACCCGGGGAUUUCAGCGUCUCGCCUGGGCGACCAGUUCUGGCACCCGUCCUGCUUCUCCUGCCACUUCUGCCACCAGCAGCUGGUGGAUCUCAUCUACUUCCAGCAGGAUGGGAGGAUCUACUGCGGCCGGCACCACGCCGAGCUCUUCCGACCCCGCUGUGCCUCCUGCGACCAGCUGAUCUUCAUGGAGGAGUGCAUCGAGGCCGAGGGCCGGCGCUGGCACCUGGAGCACUUCUGCUGCCUGGAAUGCGACGAGCCCCUGCGCGGGCAGCGCUACGUGAUGCGCAGCGGCCGGCCCUGCUGCCGGGGCUGCUUCGAGAGCCUCUUUGCCGAGCCGUGCCAGGCGUGCGGGGACCCCAUCGGUGCUGACAGCGAGGAGGUGACGCACCAGGGGCUGCACUGGCACGCCCGAGCCUCCUGCUUCUGCUGCAGCCUGUGCCGGGCACCGCUGCGGGGACAGCCCCUCACCUGCCGCCGCGGCCGCCUCUUCUGCUCCGACACCUGCAGCCGCGGCCAGGACGCCUCUUCCACCGCCUCCGACUCCUCCGACUCGGCUUUCGCCUCCGCUCCGUCCCCCGACUCCACGCCCCUGUCCCGCUCGGCAGCGGGGGGCUGCAGGCAGCGGGGGGAAGGGGCUGAGGCGUUUUCGGAUCAGGCCCCGGUGCACCCCGCGUUCAGGAGCCCCGAGGAUCUCGGAGCAGCCGCACGGGAGCGGAGCAGCGACGCUACCAAGGAGCACCCGGCGAUGCUGGGCCCCCCAGGCAGCCACCCCUCGGCCCCCCAGCCCAGCCCAGAGCAGCCCAACGAGCCCAGACCCUUGGGCCACCCGCUUUUGGGGGGUCCUGAACCCCGAACAGCUGCAGGCAGUGGAACCCCACAGCUCCAAGCGGGCACCUCCCCUCCCCGACACAGCCCCCGGGCAGAGCACGGCACGGAGGAGGAGGAGGAGGACUCCUGGUGUCCCACCUGCUCCUCAUCUUCGGACUCGGACUCGGAGGAGGAGGGUUUCUUUUUCGGGAAGCCCAUCCCCAAGCCCGGGAUGAAUUCCCUGGGCAGGGAGCCCCCGGGGAGGGGCAGGGGCAGGACGGCCAAGCACUGCAGCGUGUCCUAACAGCGGGGACCCGAGUGGCACUGCCACGUCCUGCCACGGCCUCGACGCGUCCCAGGCGCGUCCUGGAGGCGGCCCAAAGCUGCUGGGAGAAGCUGCUGGGCUCCUGGCCCCAGGCGGUGCUGGCAGAGCAGAGCCUGCAAUUCCUGCCAGCCUCUGCCCGAGCAGGAACAGGUAAAGCAGGAAGGGAGCGGGGCCGGCUCCAGCGCCUCCGGGGAGAGCGGCCAGACAAGGGCAGCUGCCUGCAUCCCCCCGCUGGAUCCUCGUGGGAUCCUUCCCUGGGCUCCUCCGUGCCCCACUGCCACCUGCUCUGCAUCCCUGGUGGCACCGUGUCCCCGCUGCCACCACGGGGAGGGGACCGGGCGCAGCUCCGCUGCCGCCGGUGACGAAGCUCCAAUAAAGUCUGGCUGAAAUCUG